Centruroides sculpturatus (bark scorpion) is the source of this 763-nucleotide messenger RNA. RefSeq lists its product as uncharacterized. Lineage: Eukaryota; Metazoa; Arthropoda; Arachnida; Scorpiones; Buthidae. The record is from RefSeq and is a predicted model, not a curated record. The transcript has 7 exons. Bases 37 to 747 code for a protein of 236 amino acids.
GGGUGGACAACAUAACUGUGGCAAAUAGUCGACCACAUGGCAAUACUACAUUCAUGCUGCUGCUGGAAGAGUGUAAGAAGUGGGAGCUUCGCGUGCGCUAUCUACACCCUGACAUUCUACAUAAUUGUAGUGACUGCUAGUGCCUUUCAUGUUAAUCUUGCCCUUGGAACGCCUUGGUUAUUUAUAUUCAGUUUAUUUGCCUUGAUAUUCUCCGGAUUUUGUGUCAUUUCAUCAAUCCUCUUAUUGGUGGGAUUAUGCGUGGACAACCAUUUUCUUCUCUUACCUUGGGUGAUUUCAGUUUCCAUGACAACAUUGUUAGACAUCUUCCUCUCUUUUUAUUUAAUAGCCGAUGUGACAAUUGAUCCAGUUUUGGGGGCACUUUUCGUUAUAGAUAUCGUUAUUUCUGGAUUAAAUGUAUAUUGCAUUUUGUGCGUUGUCUCUCAAUUCCAAGAUUAUUUGGCUGGAAGAGAAAACGAAGUGGGACGUGUGAAUGACGAAGACACUUAUAAUGAAUUAGCAGAAGGUAUCGUAAGAAUCAACGGGCCGCUUCCAUCGAUUAGCACCACUGAAACUCUAUCACUUAGAUGCACCAUUUCUCCAUCUUUCUUCCAACCUAUUUACAAUUCCCCACAUUUAGAUGUUGAAGAAAAUAUAAAUAAAUAUUCUGAAUAUAGAGAAAAAUCUAAAUCAGCGUUAAUCAUAGAUGAUAAAAGUGUUAAAUUAAAUUCUACAGUCUUCAACACUUAAAAUUACCUUUUAUGAC